AUGCAACUCAAGCUACCAGAUACCCUGGGCCUGGGAUCCCUAUUUGCAAUGGCCCUCUCGCUCUUCUCCGGUGCUGAACAGCGCCGUCUAGUCACCCAUCAACCAGCCCAACCUCCUUCCUAUCCUCUCGCCGUCCGGAGCCCGUACCUCUCAGCAUGGAUGCCCAGCGACCAGGUCCAAACGCUACCAUAUGCAGAGCCGCAGUUCUGGGCCGGCCAGAGUCUCACUUGGUCCGUGAUGGCCCGUGUCGAUGGCCAGGCAUACAGCUUGAUGAGCGUGAAGAACCCAGGGGAUACCAAUAUUCGCCCGGCGGUUGUGCGGAGCGCGGAAUAUACGGCAACCCAUUCGGUGUUCACGCUUUCUGCUGGAAAGGUGGUUUUUACAUUGGACUUCUUUUCGCCAGUGUCGCCUUCGGAUUAUUUGCGGCAGUCGCUUCCGUUCAGCUAUUUGACCGUAUCGGUGGCGGGAGCUUCCUCGAAUGAUAUCCAGAUCUAUUCGAGUAUCGACGGGAGGUGGACCGGAAAACCAAGCGGUACGGUACGAAGCUUCGAACAAUCAGGAUCAACGGCCAUAUACUCUCUGGCUGUGGAAAAUGCUUCUCUGUAUGCUGAGGAUAGUGACAUGGCUACUUGGGGACAAGCGAUCUUGGCCUCGCGCCCGACUUCCUCAUCCACACUUUCUGCGGGCUCAGGUAAACGGGGAGAGCUGCGCUCCCAGUUUGUGAGAAACGGGAAGCUGGCUGGAAAUGACGGGCCAUGGUUUCGUGGGGGUAUUGUCGCUUUGGCCCAUGAUUUGGGAAAGGUUACAGGCCAACAGUCGGUGAACUUCGCAGUCGGCUACGUGCGAGAACAAGCAAUCAGCUAUCUGGGCAAGGCUUAUACAGGAUACUACCGAGCCAAUUAUCCGUUGACGUCUCAGGCUGUAUCACAUUUUUUGGACGAUUAUCCGGGUGCACUGGCAGAAUCACAAAUUCUAGAUUCGGCAAUGACUGCGCAAGCUAAGAAGGCCGCUGGUCAGAAAUACGCAGACAUCGUCACUUUGUCCACGCGUCAGGCGUAUGGAGCCAUCGAUGUCACCAUCCCGGACGACACAAAGGAUCCUCAUGAUGUGCUGGCUUUCAUCAAAGAGCUCUCUAGCAAUGGAAAUCUCAACACGGUGGAUGUUAUUAUGCCCGCUUUCCCCAUCUACUACGUUCUGGACCCGGACUAUAUCCGAUUGUUGCUCGAGCCGAUGAUGCGGUACCUUGCUGCUGGCCGCUGGCGUUGGCCAUACACCAUCCACGACAUGGGUGCGCACUAUCCGAAUGCGACAGGCCAUGAUGACCAGAAAGCGGAGCCGAUGCCCAUUGAAGAAUGCGGCAACCUAAUGGUUCUUGCUCUCGCUUAUGUGCAAGCGACAGGCGACACGAACUGGACGAGUCGAUACCAGGACGUGAUCCAGCCGUAUGCGGACUAUCUCGUCGACAAUAGCGUCAACAUUGCGGAGCAGCUGUCUUCGAAUGACGCAGCCGGGCCUCUUGCGAAUGAGACCAACCUUGCCAUUAAAGCUGCAGUCGGUCUGAAGGCUUUCGGGGAAUUGACUGGGCUCAAGGAAUAUUCUAUCAUUGGUGACGAGCGGGCCACGCUAUUCUUCAACCAGGGUCUUGGGACAGACAGCAAGAAGACCCAUUUCGUGCUGCAAUACCCAGAACAGCCUGACUCCUGGAAGAUCCCAUACAAUAUCUAUCCCGACGUGCUUUUCAAUCUUGGAACCUUCCCCAAAGCCGCAUACGAGAUGUCAAACACGUUCUUCAAGUCCGUUCGCUCCGAAUACGGCGUUCCUCUGGACAACCGGCAGGAUUGGGCGAAAUCUGACUGGAACAUGUGGCUGGCGGGUACGUUUGACAAGAGUACGCGCGAUGAGUUUGUCGAUGAUUUGUGGGCAUUCAUGACAAAUGGCCAGCACAACUGGCCUUUUUCAGAUCGGUAUAUUGCCACCUCUGCCCUAGGGAAUACCCCUGGUGUCCCAGUUCUGUGUCGAGCUCGUCCAACAGUUGGUGGACACUUUGCGUUGAUGGCAUUGCAGGGUCCAAAGUCUUUGCAGCAGGCCAUGUUGAGCGCUGAAAGGGAGGAAUACAAUGACCUGUAUUUCUUUGAGGUCAAAGGAGAGGAGCUGUGA
Molecule: messenger RNA, 2157 nt
Organism: Aspergillus chevalieri
Lineage: Eukaryota; Fungi; Ascomycota; Eurotiomycetes; Eurotiales; Aspergillaceae
Product: putative glutaminase
Exons: 2
Coding region: 1-2157 (718 amino acids)
Biological process (GO): carbohydrate metabolic process
Source: RefSeq, a predicted model, not a curated record